AAAAAAAAACAAUAUUACAAAAGAUGCAGCACAUUGUAAUCAAUCAUGUUGAUCCAUCCUAGAUUUCCCUCGUCUUUUUCAUCCAUUUUUUUCAAACCUUUUCUCCUAAAUUUCCUUUCCUUUCAGUAAAUAAAUAUUAGCGUCAAAAACCCGGAAAUUUUGGAAAUCAUCAGAGGACCGAACUGCAUAGCAUUUGCCUUCGAUGAAUUUCUAAUUAGGGGAAGAACAACCACGACAGGAAAAAAGAGGGAGGGAGAGAGAAAUCCCAAAAACCCAUUUUUUUCCUUCGAUUUUGUUAAUACCCAGAAAAAAAGGAGCAAAACCCAGAAAAAAUUUAGAGAAAAAGCUUAGAAAUUUGAAGAGAAACUAUGAGAUAGAGAAAAGGGUAAAGAAAAAAGAAUGAUUCGAAGUCAGGUUUCACGUUAGUUUUGGGCAAACAGGUGAAAGAUGCAGAGAGAGGGGGAGAAUGACCACGAAGAAGAGCAGUCAGGUUCAUUGUGUUCCUCCCGCUGAUCAUCAUAUUGAUAUGUCGGCUUCCACCUCCAAAUCCAUCUCCCAAAUCAGAGCCUACAAAGUCUGGAAGGGUAACAAUAAGUUCUGCUGUAAAGGGAUGCUAAUCUUCGGUCCCGACGUGUCAUCUCUGUUUCUAACCUCAUUCUUGAUCGGAGCUCCUGCAUUUGCAUUCUGCAUUAGGAUGCUUGUACGGAUCAGAAAUGGCGACCCGUGGUUCAAUUAUCCUGUCCUGGCCUGUGGAUUUGUCCUCACUUUCUUGGACUUUACAUUUCUCUUGCUAACGUCGGCUAGAGAUCCCGGAAUCAUCCCGAGGAAUAAACAGCUGCCGACUAUGGAUGAGGAUGGCAGUUCAGAUGGUUAUAUGACCCAAUCCAUGGAAUGGGUGAACUGCAAAACACCGAAUCUCAUGAUACCGAAGACAAAAGACGUGUUGGUGAAUGGGUACACGAUCAAACUCAAAUUCUGCGAGACUUGCUUGUUGUACCGUCCACCUCGGGCAUCUCACUGCUCCAUCUGCAACAACUGUGUCCAACGCUUUGAUCACCACUGUCCUUGGGUUGGACAGUGUAUUGCUGUACGUAAUUACCCGUUCUUCAUCUGUUUCGUAUCAUCCUCGACAUUGCUUUGUAUAUAUGUGUUCGUAUUCUCGUGGUUCAAUCUGCUCCGGCAACCAGGCAGACUAUGGCAGGUCCUAGCCCAUGAUAUGAUCUCCGUCAUUCUCAUUGUCUAUACCUUCGUCGCUGUCUGGUUCGUCGGUGGCCUUACAGUUUUCCAUUUUUAUCUGAUCUCCACAAACCAGACAACGUUAGAGAAUUUCCGGUACCGGUAUGAUAGGAGGGAGAAUCCCUACAAGAGAGGGCUACUGAGGAAUCUGAAGGAAGUCUUGUUCACCAAGAUCCCACCUUCACAGAUAAAUUUCCGAGCAUGGGUUCCAGAUGAUGACGAUAUUGCAACAGGCUCCGUCAUGUCUGAAUUCGACUCGGACGUUAGCACAAACGGGAAAUAUGAUAUUGAAAUGGGAGUGUUUAGCAAAGGCGAAAAUAUGAAGAACCAUGAAUCAUGAUGACAGGUUGAAGAAGGUUGGAGAUGAUUCUCCCUGAUCCAUCUUUCUCUCGUCCCAGCCGGAAAACUGCACAAGCAUUUACCUUGGAGAAUGAUCUCUCAAACUGCAUCACCUGUUUUAUGUAACUAGUUCAUUCUGAUAUGUACAGAAGAAUUACAGAAAAAAUUGUUCAGAGCUCACUGUCAUGGUCUGGUCUCCUCCGAGUUUGAACCAAACGAUUCAGAUCACAUGCAAGAACACUGGGGAGAGAUGAGAUGAACUCAGCAAAUGGUUGAUUAGAACAUACCAAAAGGUAAAACGUGAUGCUUCCAUUGAUCAUCUUUAUUUCCCCGUGGAUGAGAGAGUAAUCGUUACAGACAAUAUAGAGACUCUUACGAAAUCGAAACAACAGUUUGGGGGA
Molecule: messenger RNA, 1976 nt
Organism: Tarenaya hassleriana
Lineage: Eukaryota; Viridiplantae; Streptophyta; Magnoliopsida; Brassicales; Cleomaceae
Product: probable protein S-acyltransferase 3
Exons: 5
Coding region: 467-1576 (369 amino acids)
Biological process (GO): protein targeting to membrane; peptidyl-L-cysteine S-palmitoylation
Cellular component (GO): Golgi apparatus; endoplasmic reticulum
Molecular function (GO): protein-cysteine S-palmitoyltransferase activity
Source: RefSeq, a predicted model, not a curated record